Molecule: messenger RNA, 1548 nt
Organism: Theobroma cacao (cacao)
Lineage: Eukaryota; Viridiplantae; Streptophyta; Magnoliopsida; Malvales; Malvaceae
Source: RefSeq, a predicted model, not a curated record
AGAUCUUUUGCCACCUUACCACUAACUGCACGUUUGGUUUAACGUCAGUCAAGCACCAGCAAAUGAUGACAAAAAAGGAAAAUGCUAGGAGGGGAGAACAAGCAUAGCUUUCCUAAUUUGUUCCAACCCAGGAUGAAGAAGAAGCAAGCGUCUGGUACUGUUCCUAGCAGUAAUUUUUUAAGUCAAUGAAAAGUGCUAGACUGAUUAAUUAUACUGAGGAAGCUGCUGGUUCCCCCCCACCACCCCAAAAAAAGCGAACAAAGUUUCACAGUCCUGAAUAAAACCAAGGAAAUUUAAGCUAUACAACAGAAAUGUACGUGACAAGGCCUUUCUCAAUGUACAAAAAGUUUGCUUCAGAGCUGUUUUCGCCUCCUCCUGAAGGUCCAAAUUUUGGUGUUUUGGUAAUCCAAGAUGAAGAACCUGAGGUAAUAGUGAGCUGCUGCUUCGGAUUGUGCAAAUUGAAAGACUAUAAUGUUAGGGAGCUGCCUUUCCCUCAAAACAAGGAGCUGUUGCUUCAGUAUAGAGUAUAUUAUAGGGGGGAUGAUGACUCUGCCAACAUCAGGAAAUAUGAUUACUAUCCUGUUUUACUCAUUCCUGUUCUUAAUCAGCCAUUGUCAUCCAAUCGGUACUAUGCAAUACUACCACGUGGGUGGCAUAAAGGGUGUGCAAUGUUUCUAGAAAGCACUCGCGAGUUCAAAAGAAGAGGACGUGACCACCAUUUGUUGUUGCAACUAGACGGGUUUCCUCCAAAUCUCUUAAGGAUAAGAGGAUUGCAAGUCUUUACCUCAUCAUCCAGAAUUGCCCAAUUGAGUGAAGCCCCAGGCCUUGAUGCCACUCUCAGGGCCUGCCUUCCAGAAUUGAACUUCCCAUUAUCCUGUAAGAGUUCUUCACCUGUGGUUGUAGGAAAAUGGUAUUCUCCUUUCAUGUUUAUCAAGGAAGGUAUUGUUAAAGAUCAUAUACGCACAUCAAUGUAUUAUGAGAUUACACUUGUGCACAAAUGGAAACAAAUUUUCGAAUGCGAAAAUCAUGGUAACAAAGGCAAUGCUGUGGCUGUGGAUGUUAGUGUUCACAAAGAACUGGUUUCAAUUGCUGGAAGAGAGGUGCAUGAGAGGAAUGUGGCUGACCAAGUGAUGUGGUUUAGGAGCUCUAGUGAUGCAGGAGGAGAAGUCACUGUGGGGUUGAGUUUAGCAAUUGUUGAGAGAAUGAAAUGGGAGGAAGAAAGAUUUGGGUGGAUUAGUGGCAAUGAAGAGAAACCAAGUGUGACAAAAGGAGAGGAAUAUGCAGGGAUUGUUGGGUGGAAGAAGUUUGGUUGUUAUGUAGUAGUUGAGAGCUUUAUAUUGAAAAGAAUGAAUGGAAGUUUGAUAUUAACCUAUGAUUUCAACCACACUAAACAAAUUAGAAGCAGAUGGGACUGAGAAGAUAUUACAAUCCAUUGUAUUUUUAUGUUCUUAUUGUUAUUGUAUUAUAUUAGUAUUGGUGUGUGAAGCGAUAACUAAACCUACUGUGUUUUCUUUCCAAUAUGUGUAUUUUGCUAUGCAUGUUUAGUUU